UCUUUAGAUUUUGAGUUUCUUACAAUCAGAAAUGGAAAAACGAAUGGCGAUAAUCGGAGCAGGAAUAAGUGGUCUUCUUGCCUGUAAAUACACUCUCAACAAAGGAUUCAAGCCAACUGUGUUUGAAGCAGAAGCAAGAAUUGGAGGAAUUUGGGCAAGAACUAUGGAAUCAACUAGACUGCAAAACACUAGAGAACUUUACCAGUUCUCUGAUUUUCCAUGGCCGUCGUCUGUAAAAGAUUUGCAUCCAACUCAUACCCAAGUUAUUGAGUAUCUCGAAUCUUAUGCUGAAUUUUUCAAAAUCUUUCCUUGCAUAAAGUUCAAUUCCAAGGUUAUUGGAAUAGAUUAUGUUGGAGAAUCAUUUCAAGAAAUGGAAUCUUGGGAUUUAUGGGGUGGAAAUGGUAAGGCUUUUGGGUCUAAAGGGAAGUGGCACAUCAAAGUUCAAGAAACCAAAAAUGGCAGACUUAUUAAGGAGUACCAUUUUGAGUUUGUGAUUCUUUGCAUUGGACAAUAUGGUGGCUAUCCAAAUAUUCCUGAGUUCCCUCCAAAUAAAGGGCCUGAAGUGUUUAAGGGCAAGGUGAAGCAUUCAAUGGACUUCUCUGCUCUGGAUGAUAUGACUGUUGCAAAUUUGGUUGAAGGAAAAAGAGUUGCAAUAAUAGGUUUCAAUAAAUCUGGAGCUGAUAUAGCAGCAGAAUGUGCGAAUACAAAUGGAGUCAAGUACCCAUGCACAGUAAUUCAAAGGAGUGCACGUUGGUUUAUGCCUAGUACCUUCUUCUGUGGACUUUUGAUUGGUUUUUUGUAUGCUAACCGUUUCUCACAACUGCUAGUUCAUAAGCCCGGCGAAACAUUUCUGUUAGCUCUCUUGGCCACUUUGCUUUCACCUUUGAGAUGGGCAAAUUCAAAAGUCAUGGAGAAUUAUAUAAGAUGGAAUUUUCCAUUGAAGAAAUAUGGAAUGCUACCCAAACGGAGAUUUGAUGAAGAUUUCUCUACUUGUCAAAUGGCAACGCUGUCUGAGAAAUUCUUCGAGAAAUUAGAAGAGGGAAGUAUUUUUAUUAAGAAUUCAAAAAGCGUUGGUUUCUGUAAUGAAGGUCUAAUUAUUGAUGGAGAAGCCCAGCCAUUAGAAGUAGAUGUUGUGAUUUAUGCCACAGGAUUCAAUGGCCUUGAAAAGCUUAAAAUUAUUUUUGAGUCUUCAGUUUUCCAGGAAUAUAUACAGGCUGCGGCUCCAGUUCUUCUCUACAGACAAGUUCUUCAUCCUCGUAUACCUCAAUUAGGAAUUAUCGGAUACAAUGAAAGUUUAUCAAACUUGGGAAACUCUGAAAUGAAAAGCAUGUGGUUGGCACAUUUUCUUGAUGGAAGUCUUAAAUUACCUUGCAUAAGAGAGAUGGAAAAGGAGGCCAAAAUGUGGGGAGACCAUAUCAGAAAAUAUACUGGGCGAUACUAUAAGAGAGCUUGUAUUAACGACACUGGUAUUUGGUACAAUGACCAAAUUUGCAAGGACAUGGGCUACAACCCCAGAAGAAAAAAUGGGUUUUUAUCAGAUUUAUUUAUUCCAUAUGCACCAACAGAUUAUGCAGGUCUUACAAUUAAGUAAGAACAUAUUAAACCUGUGCAAUCUAUGCAAACCCACAAUAAUUAAUUCAUAUGAAUCUAUUGUAAUGGCUCUAGAAUUAUAGUUUUAGUCCUGUAAUUGGAACUGCGGAACCUACAGUUAUUUCCAUUUUUCUUUUAACCA
Molecule: messenger RNA, 1732 nt
Organism: Jatropha curcas
Lineage: Eukaryota; Viridiplantae; Streptophyta; Magnoliopsida; Malpighiales; Euphorbiaceae
Product: putative flavin-containing monooxygenase 1
Molecular function (GO): flavin adenine dinucleotide binding; N,N-dimethylaniline monooxygenase activity; NADP binding
Source: RefSeq, a predicted model, not a curated record